Molecule: messenger RNA, 1281 nt
Organism: Cladophialophora bantiana CBS 173.52
Lineage: Eukaryota; Fungi; Ascomycota; Eurotiomycetes; Chaetothyriales; Herpotrichiellaceae
Exons: 4
Coding region: 1-1281 (426 amino acids)
Biological process (GO): secondary metabolite biosynthetic process
Molecular function (GO): FAD binding
Source: RefSeq, a predicted model, not a curated record
AUGGGCUCCCAAGGCCCUCCGUUUAGAAUAGCUAUUGUCGGCGGUGGCAUCGGAGGCCUGUGUGCUGCUCUAUCAUUGCAUCACCACUGUGCCGGCGAAGGCAUCAAAAUUGAUGUGUACGAACAAGCACCACAGUAUAAAGAAAUCGGUGCUGGUAUCGGCAUUGGCGUCAACGCUGCAAGAUUGCUUCAUCACAUUGGCAUUGGAGAUGCGGUGAACGGUAUUGCUGGUAGUCGCGAAGGUAUCUGGAUAUCUUUUCGUCGUUACGAUACAGGAACAGACAUCGUGACUGUACCGGCCAACGAUCGAGAGAGGAUUCGACAAUGUCCCGUCCACCGUGCAGAAUUUUUGGAUCUCUUGGUUGACACCAUCAAAGAACGAGGAGCUGCAACUCUGCACGAAAACAAGUCUUGCAUCGACGUUGUCGACGAGGGCGAGACUGUCACCUUGAAUUUUAAAGAUGGCAGCACUGCUACUGCUGAUCUAGCCGUUGGGUGUGAUGGCAUACAUUCAAAACUUCGAGCACAGUUCAGCACAGAUAACCCCCGUUACGGAGGUAGAAUCGCAUAUCGGGGACUGGUACCUAUCAGCAAGCUUGAAUCGAAUUGGCCAUUUCAGACCUAUUCUGUCAGCUGGCUGGGCAAGGACAAGCAUUUCUUAGUGUUCCCAAUCAGUAAUAACAGGAUCUUGAAUAUUGUCGCCUUCGUCGCAACAGAAGAAAACAAGCUAGGCGGCCUGAAGGAGAGCUGGACCGCCACCGGAAACAAGAGUGAUCUCGCAAAGGAUUUUGAGGAGUUUGACAAGACCGUCCUAGAGAUUAUUUCCCAUAUGCCGGAACAUCCCUCUAAAUGGGUCUUGAAUGACCGGAAACCGUUGCCGCAAUGGGUGUUUGCUCAGGGCAAGGUUGUACUUAUGGGCGAUGCCGCUCAUGCGAUGCUCCCUCACCAAGGCGCAGGAGCAGGUCAAGCCAUUGAAGAUGGCUACAUUCUGGGUCGCGCACUGCAAGACUAUCUCCGUUCUCGAAACCACGCCGAUGAGAAUCUUGAGAAAUGGACACAAUUGUAUCAGGAUGUCCGGCUUCCACGGGCGCAAAGAGCCCAAGCUACUGCUAGGCAAGCAGGCCAGGUGUAUGAAAUGCAGAUGGAUGAGAUGCUUGGGAAGUCGUAUGAGGAGUGCCUGCCCCUAGUACGUGAUAACUUGCAGGACCGAAUGAGAUGGGUAUGGACCGAAGACAUCGACCUGGGAUAUGAGAAGGCGAGGAUGGAGGUGUGUAAGAGUUAG